Molecule: messenger RNA, 606 nt
Organism: Prorocentrum cordatum
Lineage: Eukaryota; Dinophyceae; Prorocentrales; Prorocentraceae
Source: the annotation of a GenBank genome assembly
CAGCCUACCAACGCUUCCCUGCUCACGUUGCUGUUUCGGACGCUCACGCGGUACGAGCCUUUCUUGUUCGACCGCAUCGCCGCCCCCAUUCUCAAUAGCCACGCGCCGGCGGGGACCAUGUGGAUCGGCAAGACCACGGUCGGCAAAUCCACGGCAUCCAAGACGAUCGGCUUCGUUGUUUCGGCCUACCCGAUUGAGAAGCGCCGUCGCGCUGACAUUCGCCCGAGCGCCGUCGCGGCGAAGAAUAUUGACUUCCUGCGACUGGAGCCUUCCAUCGCAGACGACAACGUGCUCACCAAGUGGGACCCCGACGAGAUCAAGGCGUUCCUCGACCCCGGCGAGGAAAACGCGCUGCCUUGGGCGAAGUGGUGGUGCGGCGCCUCCUUCGAGCAGAACCAAUUCCGUCAGGUAUGCGUCAACCCGCGCAACAACGAGUUCGAGGCGAAGGUCCGUUCCGUCAGCAGGGAUAAUGAAGAGGUUUCGUUCGUUGACCUCUUCAAGACCACCGACUGCAAUUUCGCCGGCGCAAUGCAGAGCGGCUGCGAAAUGGCGGACGUGGAGCUGUGCAUGGCGAGGUCUAACGUCGAGCUUCUUGCGCAGAACUGA